AUGGAGCUGGAGAACUAUGAACAGCCUGUGGUGCUGAGAGAGGACAACCGCCGUAGGCGCCGGAGGAUGAAGCCGCGCAGCGCUGCGGCCAGCCUGUCCCCCAUGGAGCUCAUCCCCAUCGAGUUUGUGCUGCCCACCAGCCAGCGCAACUGCAAGAGCCCCGAAACCGCGCUGCUGCACGUGGCGGGUCACGGCAACGUGGAGCAGAUGAAGGCCCAGGUGUGGCUGCGCGCACUGGAGACGAGCGUGGCGGCGGACUUCUACCACCGGCUGGGCCCGGACCACUUCCUCCUGCUCUACCAGAAGAAGGGGCAGUGGUACGAGAUCUACGACAAAUACCAGGUGGUGCAGACUCUGGACUGCCUGCGCUACUGGAAGGCCACGCACCGGAGCCCGGGCCAGAUCCACCUGGUGCAGCGGCGUGCGCCCUCUGAGGAGUCGCAGGCCUUCCAGCGGCAGCUCACCGCGCUGAUUGGCUAUGACGUCACCGACGUCAGCAACGUGCACGACGACGAGCUGGAGUUCACGCGCCGUGGCCUGGUGACCCCACGCAUGGCGGAGGUGGCCAGCCGCGACCCCAGGCUCUACGCCAUGCACCCCUGGGUGACGUCCAAGCCCCUCCCAGAGUACCUCUGGAAGAAGAUUGCCAACAACUGCAUCUUCAUCGUCAUUCACCGCAGCACCACCAGCCAGACCAUCAAGGUAUCGGCCGACGACACCCCUGGCACCAUCCUGCAGAGCUUCUUCACCAAGAUGGCCAAGAAGAAAUAUCUGAUGGAUAUCCCCGAAAGCCAAAGCGAACGGGAUUUUGUGCUGCGCGUCUGUGGCCGCGAUGAGUACCUGGUGGGCGAAACACCCAUCAAAAACUUCCAGUGGGUGAGGCACUGCCUCAAGAACGGAGAAGAGAUUCACCUGGUGCUGGACACGCCUCCAGAUCCGGCCCUAGAUGAGGUGAGGAAGGAAGAGUGGCCGCUCGUGGACGACUGCACGGGAGUCACCGGCUACCAUGAGCAGUUGACCAUCCAUGGCAAGGACCAUGAGAGUGUGUUCACUGUGUCCCUGUGGGACUGUGACCGCAAGUUCAGGGUGAAGAUCAGAGGCAUUGAUAUCCCAGUCCUGCCACGGAACACCGACCUCACAGUUUUUGUGGAGGCAAACAUCCAACAUGGACAGCAAGUCCUUUGCCAAAGGAGAACCAGCCCUAAACCCUUCACAGAGGAGGUGCUCUGGAAUGUGUGGCUUGAGUUCAGUAUCAAAAUCAAAGACUUGCCCAAAGGGGCUCUACUGAACCUCCAGAUCUACUGCGGUAAAGCUCCAGCACUGUCCAGCAAGGUCCCUGCGGAGUCCCCCAGUUCUGAGUCCAAGGGCAAAGCUCAGCUUCUCUAUUAUGUGAACCUGCUGCUAAUAGACCACCGGUUCCUCCUGCGCCGUGGAGAAUACGUUCUCCACAUGUGGCAGAUAUCCGGGAAAGGAGAAGACCAAGGAAGCUUCAAUGCUGACAAACUCACAUCUGCAACCAACCCAGACAAGGAGAACUCAAUGUCCAUCUCCAUUCUUCUGGAUAAUUACUGCUACCCAAUAGCCCUGCCUAAGCAUCAGCCCACCCCUGACCCGGAAGGUGACCGAGUUCGAGCAGAAAUGCCUAACCAGCUUCGCAAGCAGUUGGAGGCAAUCAUAGCCACUGAUCCACUUAACCCUCUCACAGCAGAGGACAAAGAAUUGCUCUGGCACUUUAGAUAUGAGAGCCUUAAGCACCCAAAAGCAUAUCCUAAGCUAUUUAGCUCAGUGAAAUGGGGACAGCAAGAAAUUGUGGCCAAAACAUACCAAUUGUUGGCCAGAAGGGAAGUCUGGGAUCAAAGUGCUUUGGAUGUUGGCUUAACAAUGCAACUCCUGGACUGCAAUUUCUCAGAUGAAAAUGUAAGAGCCAUUGCAGUUCAGAAACUGGAGAGUCUGGAGGACGAUGAUGUUCUGCAUUACCUUCUACAGCUGGUCCAGGCUGUGAAAUUUGAACCAUACCAUGAUAGUGCCCUUGCCAGAUUUCUGCUGAAGCGUGGUUUAAGGAACAAAAGAAUUGGUCACUUUUUGUUUUGGUUCUUGAGAAGUGAGAUAGCCCAGUCCAGACACUAUCAGCAGAGGUUCGCCGUGAUCCUGGAAGCUUAUCUGAGGGGCUGUGGCACAGCCAUGCUGCAUGACUUUACCCAACAAGUUCAAGUAAUUGAGAUGUUACAGAAAGUCACCCUUGAUAUUAAAUCGCUCUCUGCUGAAAAAUAUGACGUCAGUUCCCAAGUUAUUGCACAACUUAAACAAAAGCUUGAAAACCUGCAGAAUUCUCAUCUCCCCAAAAGCUUUAGAGUUCCAUAUGAUCCUGGACUGAAAGCAGGAGCACUGGCAAUUGAAAAAUGUAAAGUAAUGGCUUCCAAGAAAAAACCACUGUGGCUUGAGUUUAAAUGUGCUGAUCCUACAGCCCUAUCAAAGGAAACAAUUGGAAUUAUCUUUAAGCAUGGUGAUGAUCUGCGCCAAGACAUGCUUAUUUUACAGAUUCUGCGAAUCAUGGAGUCCAUUUGGGAGACUGAAUCUUUGGAUCUGUGCCUCCUGCCAUAUGGUUGCAUUUCAACUGGUGACAAAAUAGGAAUGAUCGAGAUUGUGAAAGAUGCCACGACAAUUGCCAAAAUUCAGCAAAGCACAGUUGGCAACACGGGAGCAUUUAAAGACGAAGUCCUGAAUCACUGGCUCAAAGAAAAAUCCCCUACCGAGGAAAAGUUUCAGGCAGCAGUGGAGAGAUUUGUUUAUUCCUGUGCAGGCUAUUGUGUGGCCACCUUUGUUCUUGGAAUAGGCGACAGACACAAUGACAAUAUUAUGAUCACAGAGACAGGAAACCUAUUUCAUAUUGACUUCGGGCACAUUCUUGGGAAUUACAAAAGUUUCCUGGGCAUUAAUAAAGAGAGAGUGCCAUUUGUGCUAACCCCUGACUUCCUCUUUGUGAUGGGAACUUCUGGAAAGAAGACAAGCCCACACUUCCAGAAAUUUCAGGACAUCUGUGUUAAGGCUUAUCUAGCCCUUCGUCAUCACACAAACCUACUGAUCAUCCUGUUCUCCAUGAUGCUGAUGACAGGAAUGCCCCAGUUAACAAGCAAAGAAGACAUUGAAUAUAUCCGGGAUGCCCUCACGGUGGGGAAAAAUGAGGAGGAUGCUAAAAAGUAUUUUCUUGAUCAGAUCGAAGUUUGCAGAGACAAAGGAUGGACUGUGCAAUUUAAUUGGUUUCUACAUCUUGUUCUUGGCAUCAAACAAGGAGAGAAACAUUCAGCCUAAUACUUUAGGCUAGAAUUAAAAACAAAUUCGUGUCCUAUGGUUUAAAUUAGCAUAUCAGUCAUCAAACUUGGAUUUCAAAUGCAGUAGACAUUGUGAAAGCUGGCAUUUCAGAAGUAUACCUUUUUUCUUAGCUGAACUCUUCCCUGGAGAAAAAAUAAUAUUGGCAUUCCUGAUUGGUCGGUUAAGUAAUGUUCAGUACUAGGCUUAUUUGCAGGUCUGUUUUUUCUCAUUUGUCUGUGGCAUUGGAGAAUAUUCUCAGUUUAAACAGACUACUGACUUCCUUAUUGUCCCUGAUAUUUUUACUAUCUUUCUGUUGAGUGCUUCUUGAAAUUCUUUGGAAUAAUUGGUGACGUCUAUUUUCAUCUGGGUUUACUCUCAAUUUUGGUUAUCUUUUUGUUCCUCAAGCUCUUUAAAGAAAAAGAUGUAAUCACUGUAAACUUUGUUUCAUUCCUUAAAUGAUGCUUCCAAACACCCCUUAGUGUCUGCAGGUGUUAGUGGUGUGCUAAAAGCUAGGAAAGCAAGUCAGUCUUUUCAGUGUCUUUGGCAAUUACAUUCUUUUGUCAUGUACACCUGAGACACACAAACAUAACUGGGAAAUCUGAACUGUUGUGCCUUGACCAUACUCUGCUGGUCUGGUUCCACGGUUAUGAAUAUGAAAAAAUAGAGAUGAGACCUUUUGUGUCAAUUCUGUCCACAAGAGUGAGUUAUCCAUUACAGUUAGUUAGUAUAGCUUUCUCCAGCAUGGCACCAGAAAGUAACUGCAGGGCCUCUUUUAUGCCUGUACAUUUCUUCCUUUCCUUUCUCCCUGCCUCUCUUUUUCAUCAGUUGUGAUGCUUCCACAGCUCUUUACAGACUUGUGAAAUAUCCAAGAACACCUUUACUCUAGAACUCAAAAAUCCGUUGAAAAACAAUUACUUCUCAAGAAUUAUUAGACUCUUAGGUACUUCUUUGUAAAGAUGUUUAGUGACUUUUUUAGAAGUGUCUUACUAAAGGAGGCAUUCUAGAAAAUAUGAAUUAGCUUCCAAAUGCCUUAAUUUUAAACUUUGGCCUUAACAGUUCUUUUUUUAAUGGAAGAAGAUAUUUAAUAUCUUUAAAAUAUUCCAAGUUAGGAAGACACUACUUGCCUUAUCCAUUUCCCAUUUAAAGGACUUUUAAACUUUGACACAUCCUUCAGAUUUCCUAAAAAUAAUUGAAAUAUCUUACUUUAAAAAUAUUUUUAUCUCUUAAAUGUCUUGUUAUUUAUUGGAGGUAUUGUUCAACCUUAGAGAGACAGAGACCAUUAAAUUAUUUAUAAAAUACUUUGUAAUUACCUGUAGUUAAUACAUUACAUACAUAGAAAAAACUAUGUUAGCAGUGUCUGUGUUUAAAUAUAAUCAGAUAUAAAUAUAUACCUAAUUUUUAAAUUUUCAAAACAGAUACCUGUUUGACUUUGAGGUAGUCUAGAUUUUUUUUUAAAUGUGUGCAAAAUCUCAGUGGUUCCUAAGCCUGGCUGCAAAGAAGAAUCGACAGGGACACUUUUUUAAAACACCCUUAGCAGCUGGUGCAAGAGAGUGAGACCCCCAUCUCUUAAAAAAAAUUAGCCAGGUGUAGUAGUGUGUGCCUGUAGUCCCAGGUACUCAGGAGGCUGAGGCAGGAGGAUUACUUGAGCCCAGGAGGUUGAGGCUGCAGUCAGUCAUGAUCAUGCCCCUACACUCCAGCCUGGGCAAUAGAGUAAGACCCUGUCUCAAAAAAUAAAAAUAAAAAAUAAAAACACCAUUCCCUGAGUUCCAUUCCCAGGUUGUAAUUUAACUGCUGUGGGAUGAAGCCCAGAUGUCAAUAUUUUUUCUAGAUACUUUAGGUGAUUCUAAUUCACAGCCAGAGUUGGAAGCCCUAUGUGGCCUUUGAAGGUCUAGGUGACUCUUCUUUGCCCUUUGGGCUUUUCCCUGUCUCACAGGUAUCUAGAAAAAAACUCCUCUUCUUGGGCAACCUGUCCUUUUAAAAUCACACACUCUAUCCACCUGUACAGAGGACCAUGCCCUAUCAUGAAAUGUUUAUUCCUCUUUAUAAAUGGAAGAUAGACAUUUUGUGGCACUUCUGGACCAACUACUACCUACCAUUCUUUUGAAGAAAGGUAGGAAGAGUGCUUUCUAAUUCAGAAGACAAUGUUUUCGUUAUUCUGAUAAACAAUAGCCAAACUCAGACCUUGUACAGAUUCUUCUUUUUAUUUGAAUUGCUGAAAUAAGUUCUUGAUGAUGAAAAAAAUAGAUUAGGGAGGAAUUAUUUAUAUUAUCUUAGGCACCUGUAAUUACCUGUAGUUAAUCUCAGUGGCUCCUAAGCCUGGCUGCAAAGAAGAAUCAACAGGGACACUUUUUUUAAAAACACCCUUAUCAGCUGGGGCAACACAGUGACACCCCCAUCUCUAUAAAAAAAAAUUAGCCAGGUGUAGUGCUGUGUGCCUGUAGUCCAAGGUACUCAGGAGGAUAAACACACACUCAGCGUCACAUACAUACACAUACAUAUAUAUAUAUAUACACACACACUCAGCCUCACAUACAUACACAUACAUAUAUAUAUAUACACACACUCAGCCUCACAUACAUAUACAUAUAUAUGCACACACUCAGCCUCACGUACAUACACAUACAUAUAUACACACACACUCAGCCUCACAUACUUACACAUGCAUAUAUAUAUACACACACACUCAGCCUCACAUACAUACACAUACAUAUAUAUAUACACACACUCAGCCUCACAUACAUACACAUACAUAUAUAUAUAUAUACACACACUCAGCCUCACAUACAUAUACAUAUAUAUAUGCACACACUCAGCCUCACAUACAUAUAUAUAUAUACACAGCCUCACAUACAUACACAUACAUAUAUAUAUACACACAGCCUCACAUACAUACACAUACAUAUAUAUAUACACACUCAGCCUCACAUACAUACACAUAACAUACACAUACAUAUAUAUAUACACACACACAGCCUCACAUACAUACACAUACAUAUAUAUAUACACACAGCCUCACAUACAUACACAUACAUAUAUAUAUACACACACUCAGCCUCACAUACAUACACAUACAUAUAUAUAUACACACACACAGCCCCACAUACAUACACAUACAUAUAUAUAUAUACACACACUCAGCCUCAUAUACACACACUCAGCCUCAUAUAUAUAUAUAUAUGGCCUCCUGAGUACCUGGAGGUGUAUAUAUAUAUAUAUGUCUAUCUCACAGUUGGGCUUGAUUCUUCCAUAUUCCAAGGAGUAUAAUUUCACUUCUAUAGACUUACACAUAAACAAAAAUCAUCUUUGUGGGCUUCCUUCCUUUACUGUUCCCAGUGAAUUACAUGACCAACAACUUCCAUACGUUUAAAAAUGUUCUAGAACUAGAAUCAUCCUGCUGCUGGGAACUACCCACAGCUCUGCCUUCAAUGCCAAAUGAAAACAUAGAUCCCAAGUUAGCUGAAUCAGGCCAAGCAACUUUUGUGUGUAUCUAGGACUGGCUACAUAAUUUGCAGAGCCUAGUGAAAAAUGAAAAUGCAGGCCCAUCAUUCAAAAGUUAUUAAGAAAUUCAAGAUGGCAACAGCAGUUGUCACACCAAGCACAGUGCCCUUCCAAGCAUGAGGCUCUGUGUGACUGCAUGGGUCCAUGAGACCAGCACUGUGUGCAUCUGAAUGAUGGCUCUGAUGCUCAUUUUAGCACACAUGGUCUACCACGUCUGCAUGAGUGGCAAAUAUAGUGCCUGGGUCGAAAUGUUGCUUCUGUUCAAAUCGAAAUACCUCAUCUCUAUGGCUGUACAUUAGGACCUGAACAGUGGCCCAUUGCUCUUAGAUUGGAACUAUGGCCACUAAAAUAAACCUAAGCAGAUGUUGUAGACCUAGCCCCACAGGACUGCAUUUGACUGGCUUUAGUGAUACUUCGAUGAAAGUAAGGGGAAGUGGAGACAUUAUAGAAAAAAUAUAUCAACUCUCAGAGAAAACUCUUGACUUAAAAACUUAACUGUAAUAAAUAUAUCUUUUUCAGGUGAUGAAUAUAUCUUUUUCAGGUGAUGAAUUAUGUUUUUAAAACGUUUACCUGUAGGAAUUCUGUGGUAUAAUUUGUAUUAUACCACAAAUAUAUUUGUAGUAGUGCUAUAUUAAUGCAAAUUAAUUAUUUUUUAAGUUAAGUCCAAAAAAUAAUCUAGAAAGUACGUCUCCAGAGCAAAUCUGACCUAGCAUUUGGUGUGCCAGGCUUUGCUUUUCAUGAUUUUGAAAUAAAUUGAUAAUUAGAUUGAACAAUAUGAAGAAAAUAAAUUUGUAUUUUUAA
Callithrix jacchus (white-tufted-ear marmoset) is the source of this 7608-nucleotide messenger RNA. It is a transcript of the gene PIK3CG, whose product is annotated as phosphatidylinositol-4,5-bisphosphate 3-kinase catalytic subunit gamma. Gene Ontology annotation, cellular component: phosphatidylinositol 3-kinase complex, class IA; cytoplasm; phosphatidylinositol 3-kinase complex, class IB. The record is from RefSeq and is a predicted model, not a curated record. Gene Ontology annotation, biological process: phosphatidylinositol-mediated signaling; phosphatidylinositol-3-phosphate biosynthetic process; phosphatidylinositol 3-kinase/protein kinase B signal transduction. Gene Ontology annotation, molecular function: 1-phosphatidylinositol-4-phosphate 3-kinase activity; 1-phosphatidylinositol-3-kinase activity. Lineage: Eukaryota; Metazoa; Chordata; Mammalia; Primates; Cebidae.